Molecule: messenger RNA, 4150 nt
Organism: Colossoma macropomum (tambaqui)
Lineage: Eukaryota; Metazoa; Chordata; Actinopteri; Characiformes; Serrasalmidae
Gene: nvl
Product: nuclear VCP like
Exons: 23
Coding region: 284-3013 (909 amino acids)
Biological process (GO): ribosome biogenesis
Cellular component (GO): nucleus
Molecular function (GO): ATP hydrolysis activity; ATP binding; preribosome binding
Source: RefSeq, a predicted model, not a curated record
UUUGCUCCAAUACAGCAGGCGGCAGCAUUUUCUCAUCGUUUUGGGGUGUUAAAGAAGAAUGGUAGACACACAUGGGUCCUCAGUAACUUCAUCUUUAAAUUAUAAACCGAGUCGGUUUCAGCCCGGUGUGGAGGAACAGCGGCUCAGCGCGUUAGCUGGGUAGUAACGUUAGCUCGCUGUUUCAGACUGACUGGCUGCUCUUAAGCUACUUUAGCGUGUUGGUACAAACAGCUUCAAUAAAAUCAAACAGAACGCAAUGAGGGAUCAUAUUUAACGCUGGAGAAUGAAGAACCGAAGUGGUGGACACAUAGACCAACGACUGAAGCAGAGAGUCGAACAGUACCUGAAGUCCAAAAACAGUCAGUAUGUGGAUAUUGCUGGAAUGGCUGCUGACCUUCAGCAUCAGUUCAGAAUGGACUACGGCCGCCGCAACAGAACUGCCUUCAGAAUUCAGGUAGAAAAAGUGCAUGGAGUCAUAUGCAGUGAGUCUGGACUGUCUACUUUAGAAGACAAGCACUUGGCCAAAAGAGCAAGACGCAGCCAGGAUGAUGACGGCGAAGGCAGCAGCGUGCUGGAGGAUUCCACGGACAGCGAGGCCGAUAUCUCAGAGCAUGAGAAACCCAAUUACAUGAACAGCUCCCUGAUGUCCCUGUAUCGGAAAGGGAACCCGGAGAACGGGACCCCAUCCAAAGAGCAGUCCACCAGCAGCCCCAAUCCAGCCUCCCAGAAAGGUUCGUCAGCUGCCGGUGCUGGUGGGAGCUCUACUCCUCAUCGGUCUGCCACUGCUGUGUCUGCAGGUGGAUGGUUCAUUGAUAAGGCGGGAAACAAAAACCAAGAAAAUAUCAUGAUCGACUUGUGUGAGGAGGAGCCAGCCGGCUCUGCGGUAAACAAAGAAGCAGAUUUGUCAAUGCUGGAGUCUAAAAAGAAGCCAAAGAAGAGCACAAAGACAGGAAAACGAAAAACACAGAGAGAGCAAGAGAGCAAAGGCACAGACGCCGACAUUGAGGCAAGCAUAAUGGCAAAAAAAGCUCGGACCAGAGGCCCUGAACUUCAGCACUCCACAGUGAAGUUUGAAGACGUCGGCGGUAACGAAGAAACUCUCUCGGAGUUGUGUAAACUGCUUAUCCAUAUGCGUCACCCUGAAGUGUACCAGCAGCUGGGGGUAGUGCCCCCACGUGGGUUUCUCCUUCACGGGCCACCCGGCUGUGGGAAGACUCUUCUCGCCCAGGCUGUCGCUGGGGAAAUGGAGUUGCCCAUGUUGAAGGUUUCUGCUCCAGAACUCGUGUCAGGUGUUUCGGGGGAAUCGGAACAGAAGCUACGCGAGCUGUUUGAGCAGGCUGUGAGCAAUGCUCCCUGCAUUCUGUUCAUCGAUGAGAUCGAUGCAAUCACCCCAAAAAGAGAGGUGGCCUCCAAAGACAUGGAGAGAAGAAUUGUUGCCCAGUUACUCACCUGCAUGGAUGACCUGAACUCAUUAUCUGUACCAGCGCAGGUCUUAGUUAUUGGGGCCACAAACCGGCCAGACGCUCUGGAUCCAGCUCUGAGAAGGGCGGGCCGUUUUGACCGAGAGAUCUGUCUGGGUAUUCCUGACGAAGGGACACGGCUCAGGAUCCUUAAAACUCUCUGUCGGAAGCUCAAGCUGCCUGCGGACUUUGACUUCCGGCAGCUUGCACGGCUCACGCCGGGGUACGUGGGAGCAGACCUGAUGGCCCUGUGCCGAGAGGCUGCCAUGAGCGCCGUUAACCGUGUUCUGCUGCAGCGGCUCGACACCAAAACACCUGCUGCUGAUGUUAUGGACAUCUCUCCACCCGUGCAAGAGCCACCGACACCAGAAACACCCAACCAGGCAGCCAGCGCUGACCCUCCAACCAGUCAGAGCAUCACAGACGAUAUCCAACAUGACGUCAACACAGAGUGCCAAGAUAUGAGUGUCUCUACCAAUGCAGCAGACGGAGAGAGUAUACAAGCUUCUGAUUCCUUAAUGGCACAACAGGGGGAGCUAGUGCAGCUGCUGGCUCUGCUGAAGAAAAGCGAGUCUCUGAGUGAAGAGCAGCUUGCUGGUCUCUGCAUCCUGAUGGAUGACUUCAAGGCCUCGCUGACCAGCGUCCAGCCUUCAGCCAAGCGCGAGGGCUUUGCCACAGUGCCUGACGUCACAUGGGACGACAUAGGGGCCCUGCAGGACAUUCGCGAGGAGCUCACUAUGGCCAUCUUGGCCCCUGUCCGCAGCCCAGAGCAGUUCAGAGCCCUGGGUCUGAAUGCCCCUGCAGGAGUGCUGCUUGCUGGACCCCCAGGCUGUGGGAAGACCCUGCUGGCUAAAGCAGUUGCCAACGAGUCUGGUUUAAACUUCAUAUCCGUCAAGGGCCCCGAGUUAUUGAACAUGUACGUUGGCGAGAGCGAGCGGGCCGUACGCCAGGUGUUCCAAAGGGGAAGGAACUCUGCCCCCUGUGUCAUCUUUUUCGACGAGAUCGAUGCCCUUUGCCCCAGACGCUCUGGUCAUGAGUCUGGAGCCAGCGUCCGUGUGGUCAACCAGCUGCUGACGGAAAUGGAUGGCCUGGAGACACGCCGCCAGGUGUUCAUCAUGGCCGCUACCAACCGGCCAGAUAUCAUCGACCCUGCCGUGCUCAGACCAGGCCGUCUGGACAAAACCCUGUAUGUGGGUUUGCCUCCACCAGCAGACAGGCACGCCAUCUUGGUCACCAUUACUAAGGGAGGUACUAAGCCUCGUCUGGAGUCAGAUGUGAGUUUGGAGGCAAUUGCCCAUGACGAACGGUGUGACUGCUUUACUGGGGCUGACCUGUCUGCACUGGUGAGAGAGGCUUCAGUUAACGCUUUAAAGGCUCACCUCUGCUCUCAGACCUCUCUCACACACACAGAGCACACAUUCUCCUCUGGCUCUGUUAAAGACAUAAAGGUCAGCAGGCAGAAUUUCGAAGAGGCCUUCAAGAAAGUACGGCCGUCCGUGUCCAAAAAGGACCAGCUAAUGUAUGAGAAACUGCGGGAAUCUCUCACCAGAUAGCCGAGAUUGGGAUGCCUGGGAAUCAAGCGGACGCGCAGGUACUCUACUGGUUUGGAUGGCAACUUUUUUUUUUGUUUUUUUUUUUACUCUGAUUUGUAACAAUGGACGUAAUAUAAUAGUGACCUCAUUACAUGAGGGCCAUGCAGAAAUAAUAAAAAAAAAAAUUGGGUCAAAGUGCUAUAAUAACUUCUUUUGUAUGUUCUGAUAAUAAUAAAUAAUUAAUAAAUACUUUUCACUAACAUUUAAUCUAAAGCUACCUGGAUAACAGCCUGGAAUCACCACACAUAUAUGAGCAGAGCACAACUGAACACACUGUUUUUUAAUUUAAUAAUUUAGAAAGUGUUGUGAGUGAGAAUAAUCAAUUUUUAUACAAGCGGCCUUCGCACCUCUGCUGCAAAUGAAGACAUAAACUCUUUUUAGCAGCUAACGUUUAUGACCAAUUGAGCCAAAAGUGGAGCGCAAAUGUUAUAACUUGGCCCAUAGCAGGGGGUUAAUAGUAACAGAUGGAGAGUUUUAACAGUUGCUAAAAAGUCUGCUAAUUCAAUAGUUCUUUCAAGCUUUCCAACCUAAAAAUGUAAAAAUAUAUGAAUCAAAAUACGAACAAUUAAGGAAGAGAGCGUCAAACAUGGCAGGCUUAUUUUUGAUUAAUUAUAUAAAUCUAUAGUACAUUGUUGAUGAAUCCUCACAUAAAAACUUCCCAAAAAAGUGAGUCCUGUUUAAAUUUAUAUUAUAUAAUUUACUUUAGGGAUCUAACAUGGUUACAACUAAGCCCAUCUUCAGCAACAGUUCCGCCUGUUCUUUAGGUCUCACUGGAUUGUUUACAGGCUUUAAAAUAGCAUCACAUUACAGCCAUCAAGAAGGCAAAUAAUAAUAAACGUGAUUUAUAUGCAGAACUUGGUAACUUAUAAACAUUUAUCAUGAAAGAAAAGCUAUUUGUUUUUUUUAAACAAAUAAAUAAGCUAAAUCUUGAGAAAUGUCUAUUCGAUUCCUGUCAAAAUUGGCAGGUGAGUUUGCUGUGAGAAUACAAGAUGACCAAAAUCAUGCUCUACUUGAACCUGUUUAACUGAUAAACUGAUAAAUUUGAUUGUUUUUUGUAAAAUAUUUGCCCAUUUUGAAUUUGAUGCCAACACGUUCCAA